AUGGGUUCCGGUUAUGUAGUAUGGAGUCUGGCCUUUUGCUGCACCUUAGCCAUUGCAUGGGCUGGUAGCAGUCAUGAUGAACUCGCCUUGGAUUUGUCUUAUGACUAUAAGGAUGCACUCGGCAAAGCAAUCUUGUUCUUCGAAGGACAACGUUCGGGGAAGUUACCGGCCAGCCAGAGAGUCAAGUGGAGGGGGGACUCUGCACUCACCGACGGAAAACCAGAUAACGUUAAUCUGGUGGGAGGUUACUAUGAUGCUGGGGACAAUGUGAAGUUCCUAUGGCCUAUGGCGUUUUCCCUAACUCUGUUAAGUUGGGCAGCUGUUGAGUACCGGAACGAAAUCUCUUCCGCCGACGAACUUAACAACCUCCGCACCGCAAUCCGUUGGGGCACGGAUUUCAUUUUGCGAGCCCAUACUUCACCCACCACACUUUAUACUCAGGUGGGGGUGGAAAAGCUGAUCACCAAUGUUGGGAGCGUCCGGAAGAAAUGGACACCCCUCGAACACUCUAUAAAAUAACUUCUGAUUCCCCAGGCUCCGAAGUAGCUGCCGAUGCCGCCACCGCCCUUUCCGCUGAUUCAUUA
Hibiscus syriacus is the source of this 584-nucleotide messenger RNA. Its product is annotated as endoglucanase-like. The record is from RefSeq and is a predicted model, not a curated record. Gene Ontology annotation, biological process: carbohydrate metabolic process. Bases 1 to 519 code for a protein of 172 amino acids. Gene Ontology annotation, molecular function: hydrolase activity, hydrolyzing O-glycosyl compounds. The transcript has 3 exons. NCBI's taxonomy places the organism in Eukaryota, Viridiplantae, Streptophyta, Magnoliopsida, Malvales, Malvaceae.